Molecule: messenger RNA, 2721 nt
Organism: Eublepharis macularius
Lineage: Eukaryota; Metazoa; Chordata; Lepidosauria; Squamata; Eublepharidae
Gene: INO80C
Product: INO80 complex subunit C
Exons: 5
Coding region: 152-709 (185 amino acids)
Biological process (GO): chromatin remodeling
Cellular component (GO): Ino80 complex
Source: RefSeq, a predicted model, not a curated record
CCCUCAGCCUCGAGCAAGGGCCUGAAAAAGCCUCGAGGCGGGUUCGGUUCUCAGGCGCUGUCUUUAGGAAGCCCGCGGGGCUUAAUGGGCUAGAGUCUCUCGGCAAGAAAAGUUCUGCGAGGCGGGGGUCCUCCUAGCGUGUCACGUCUGAAUGGCCGGCUCUUUCGCGACGCAGCCUACAGGACGCUUUUCACAACACUACUGUGGGAGUCAAGCUCUGCGUUCGGGAUGUUGCCAACCUACAGGUGGUGGAUGCAGAUCUCCCGGAAUUUCAGUUGAUCUCCAGAGUGCCAGUACAGAGACUGGGAGUGAGAAUAAAAUCGUGCCCACAGAUUCCAGCACAGGGCCGGUGGAAACUUCUGGCAAACCAUUGCCUUUCAAGGCACCUAGCUUCACUCAUUCUGGCAUUGGAGGAGCUGCAGCUGGAAAGAAGAACAGAACCUGGAAGAACCUGAAACAAAUCCUUGCCUCUGAAAGGGCAUUGCCAUGGCAACUAAAUGAUCCUAGUUACUUCAGUAUUGAUGCUCCUCCUUCUUUUAAAGCAGCCAAGAAAUACUCUGAUAUUUCAGGACUUCCUGCAAACUACACAGACCCACAAAGCAAGCUGAGAUAUAGUACUGUGGAAGAAUUUGCUUAUAUUCGGAUGCUCCCUUCGGAUGUUGUUGCUGGCUACCUCACUUUAAGAAAAGCAACGGCUGUGGUUCCUUGAGAAGACAAGUGGAGCCAACACUUUGUUUGAAAAGCAGAUCAUAAGAAUGAGUCUUUUGACAAUGGAGGGAGAUAGAGUGUGUGUGUGUAACAGAUUAAAGAUGCUGAGAGCUAAGAUAUGGAUUCUAAUUAUUGAUUUAAACAUGUAAAUAUUUACUUGCUUCUGUGAAGCUUAACAUGUUGCAAGAAAAGCCCUGAGUGUUCAGCAUUGCUGUAUUUGAAUAACAGGCUCAGAGGGAAGUCAAGUGGUGCAUAAUGCAAUCGAUGGUUUUUAAAUCAGACUUGAGUAAAGAAUUCUGUUCGGGAGUUAGAAGAGCCAUAUACUUUAAGCUUUAAUGUCUGUAAAAAACACAAAAUAUUUGAUGAAAAAUAGCAGUCCCCCUCUCAAAUUCCAGACCUGGUUAACAAAAAAAGGUAGAGCAACCUUAACUAUUAACAAUCAAACAUAACUAUCAUUAGAUAACACACCUUCAUUGUGUACUUAGGCAAGUGCACCGAAAAGGCCCUUUUCACACUGCUCACCUUCACUCGCAACAACGCGAAACAGCGUGCUAAAAAUGCAGAUGAUCACAUUUUCUUGUGCGAGAUUUGCGCUACAUCAUGGAAAUGUCGCGUGAGAAAAUGCGAUCUUCUGUGUUGUUUGCGCGAUCUUCCACGUCGUUGCAAGUGAAGGUAAGCAGUGUGAAAAGGGCCAAAUUUUUGUUCUGCAAAUACUGCAUUCUUAAAACUGUAUAACUGGCCAAAAACAAUACUGCUUAAUUGGCGUAAAAUCUCUGACGGCAAAAAUUUUAUCCUAAGGGUAUUGCUUCUUUUCAUUUAGUGGCUGGUAUCCACUGUGGUCCACAUUUCCCUCAGUACCUGAGUUCACAAUGGAACUGUUUUCCCCAAGAUAGAGUUGGGAUAGGUUAUCUCUCCCCCCGCCUUCUGAAUUGGAAAGUAAAAAGUGUCUGCUGCAACACCAUGUGAUUUUUGCCAUACUUGGGGCUGGGAUGGAGAGUCCAUUUGAAUGACUGACAGUCUGACAUGGGCCUGUUACCCUCAUUCCCACAGGGAAAAUCAUGGAGUGGUCCAGGAAGUAGAUCCUACAGCUAGCAUUUCCUGGUUGCUUGCCGAUUUAAAAACACUAUAACCAUGUGAUGUGGCCAGGAGACAGAGAAGCACAUAGGUAUGAAAAGUAUCCAUUCUUGGCCAUCCGCUUUGCUGAAACACACCUGCUCCCAUAGGAAAGCAGUUAGUAAUUCAGAUAAAAGGUUUUGUCCUGAAUGGCUGUCAGUCAACUCAGAUGCCUAAUGCAAACCCAGAAGCUAACUUAGAUCUUUGUGGUGUGGUGGAUUCAUUGACCUUGUAAACUCUAGUAGUCAGGAAUGACCACUUACCCAAACUUUCUCCUGGGCUACUUUCUGUUUCUCAGGCCCAAGAACAGCAAAUUAGGUGUCCAGUGUUUUUGGCCAGGCCUGCUGUCUGGAGAUGCUACCCAUCUGGAUUCACUGCCUGGAUCCCUGCCAUCUUUUUCCUGGGGGAAACGAGGUAACUUUCAUGUGGAAUAAAACCUCUGUGCUUUGUAACUGUCUACUUCCUGGGUACCAGGGCAAAAUCAGGGACGUGAUUUUAAGCAAAGUGAAUGUCAGAACCUAAUACAUGGACCACUAUGUCAGUUUUUUCCCUGGGGAAAAGUACUAGACAUUUUGUGUUAGACUGAUUUGCAAAAAUUAUUACUUAGUACUGCUUGGAAAACUGGCACUUAGUAAUCAUAAUGAAGAUGGGUUGAUAACUCAGUAGUUCUCAACAAAGAGAUGUCUUUGAUUCCUAAGCUCUGUAAAAAACCAGGGUCUUUAGGUUUGUUUGCAUUGGCAAAAAGCCAGUUGUGACAGGCAUCUAUUGGCUAAUGCCCAUGUAUCACCAAUACACUUCCUCAAAUGCCAGGAGCAAUUCUGUAGUUGUUAGUUUUAAAAUAAUUGUAGUUUUAAAAUAAUUGUGAUUUUAUUUUGUAAGGUAAAGUAUAUCUAUAUACGA